AUGACAGUUCUAGGUCUUGUUAAUGGAUUCCAAGGAGAUCACUGUGGAAACCGCAAACACAUUUUUAUUGCUGCAGAAAAUCGUGCACUUCAGACUUCUACAUUAAGAGAGGAGCAGGUCAAGUCUGCUGUCCGCUGUGUUAGCUACUGUCAUGCUGAUAACAACUGUCGAUCUGUGAAUUAUCAUGAAACAGAUCAACUUUGUCAAAUGAACAAUCUGACAAGGAUGCAAAAUCCUGCUGAUUUCUUUACACACUACGGCAGUGUGUACUUUGAUGAUGAUGUACACACAUCUCUAUUCUCUGUGCCGCAGUUCAGAGGUUGUGAUGAGGUCCUUCAAGCUGGUCAUAAUGUGAGUGGUAUCUACACGAUAUUCACAGCUGGAUUCAAUGAUGGGCUACAGGUCUACUGUGACAUGGAGACUGAUGGAGGGGGAUGGAUCGUCAUUCAGAGGCGUCAAGAUGGCAGCGUUGACUUCUACCGCAACUGGGCUGACUACCAGGUUGGCUUUGGCAGCUUGUCUGGUGAGUUCUGGCUUGGGAAUGACAACCUACGCAGCCUGACUGAGACUGAAGGUAAGUGGCAACUUCGAAUUGACUUAGAGGACUGGGAGGAUAACACGGACUGGGAGAAUAACACGGCCUGGGCUGAAUAUGACGACUUUCAGAUUCAUGGAGACAACUACACACUCCAAGUCAACUCAUACAAUACCCACAGCACUGCAGGAGACUCGCUCACAUACCACAAUGGAACGAUGUUUUCAACUAAAGACAAGGACAAUGAUACAUUUAAAAAGAAAUUAUGUGCCAAACUGCGCAAAGUCGCAAGAAGCCAAGCUUCGGGGUUCAGGGACGAGUCAAGUCGCGGUGCCGUUGCUGGGGUCUUCGUUGCUGUUGCGUACUCGGUCGGGAGUAGGAGCUCAUCUCUGACGGUGGACGCUCUGGUGCGGCUGGGUUCGGGAGUUGAUGCUCUGGGUUUAGCUAGCAGUAAGCUAAGUGUUGUCUAG
Patiria miniata (bat star) is the source of this 1005-nucleotide messenger RNA. Its product is annotated as ficolin-3-like. NCBI's taxonomy places the organism in Eukaryota, Metazoa, Echinodermata, Asteroidea, Valvatida, Asterinidae. The transcript is spliced from 2 exons. The record is from RefSeq and is a predicted model, not a curated record. Bases 1 to 1005 code for a protein of 334 amino acids.